Messenger RNA from Tigriopus californicus, 3293 nucleotides. Its product is annotated as PAX3- and PAX7-binding protein 1-like. Gene Ontology annotation, cellular component: nucleus. Lineage: Eukaryota; Metazoa; Arthropoda; Copepoda; Harpacticoida; Harpacticidae. Gene Ontology annotation, molecular function: DNA binding. The record is from RefSeq and is a predicted model, not a curated record. Gene Ontology annotation, biological process: mRNA splicing, via spliceosome.
UUGCCGUAGGCUGGGCGCCGUGGCCAGAACUCAUUCAGAUAUAGACUGUGAGGGAUGAUCAGCUUCCUUCUGGUCCUCCUUACGUUGGGACGAGGAAUGCAACCCGCCAACCGGCCUUGAACGAAUCUUAGUUUGCUUUCCAAUUCCUGAUCAUUCAAGAGCUAUGAUAUCCUCCACUCAUUUCCGCAAGAAAAGUGGCGCGCGAAGUAAGAAGCUCCGGAAUGUGCGGACCACUCGAUUAGACUCCGAGGAUGAGGACAGCCCAAACCGCGGCGAUUCGCCCGUUUUGGCUGUUUCGCGCCCGACAGUUGCCCAUUGGGCCCAGGAUGGUGAGGAUGAUGACCCAUCGCCCGGGGUAGAGGGGCUACAGAGCAAAUUGGCCCAGAUUCGGGAGCGCAAGAAGAAGGCUGCCGGCCUUAAAGCGGCCUCGCAACAUCUGACGCAAACCAAGAAACCGAGCCGGGAUUAUUUAGGGGAGGAUGGAGAUCAUGAGGACGAGGACGAAGGCGAGGAUGAAGAGUCUUCUUUGAGUAGUUUGAACAAGAGGACAACCACCACCACCACCACCAAGCAAUUACUUAGCUUUGGUGCUGAUGAAGAAGAAGAGGUAGUGUUUCAAGUGAAGAAAUCCAGCCAAUCUCGAAAGAUCAUGAAGCAGAAGAAAGCCGAGCGCAAACGCCAAAAACAGGCCAUUAAAGACAAUUUGAACGGUUCGGACUCAGAAAAUGAUGGCCCCAUCAGUCAACCUGCUUUGAAACCCGGUCAAAGCAAUGUCAUCGAACCUGAGCUGGACAUCAAACUCAAUCACACUUUGCCCAGCCGUCCCGACAAGACUCCUCAGUCUUGGAUACUCAGUGGCCGCGAUGCCGAAGCAAUGCAUAUGGAGGAAGAAGAUGAAGAAGAGGAGGAAGAGCUAGAGAGCGAAGAAAAGAAUGGCCAAGGGGAUCCCAUUCGAAGCAUUCUUACCAGCGGAGUCAUUCCGGACGCCAUGGCCAUUUACCAGGCCAAAAAGAAACGGCAAAAGGCACGUGAGGCUGGUCCUGUCUCGAGCAAUAAUCGGGAUUACAUUCCUAUUGAUUCGGUCCGUCGAUCGCCUCGUGAUGAUCGAAACGGUGGCGGAACCCGAGGUCGACUCGUCCGAGAAGGUGAAAGUGACGACGACGAUGAAGGACGGAUUUCUUUCACCGUCCAGAAAGACAAUAAGAGUCAGGCCUUAAGGGCCACGGUCGACAGUGGCGAGGAGGACUUGGCUGAUGCCUGGGAAGAACAACAAUAUCGGAAAGUGCUAAAAUCAGGGAUGAUUUCGGCCAAGGACCAAGCUUACUACACUGAUCAGGGGUUCCAUAUGAAUUCGGGCAAGGAGUCCGGAAGUAAGCUUGAAGACUCCAAGUCGGUGUUUAGCAAUAUGAAUGUGAAAACACCUUUAACUUACAACCUUCAGGGCAUAAAAAAUAACCUCAAAGAACGAUUGGAAUCGUUGAAUGAAGUUCAUCGCCGUCAUCAGAACGAUGCGGAUAAAUCCAUUGACAGUUUAGUGAACAGUCAAUCGGAGAUCGAACGGCUCGAGGUUCUCAUUCCUCAAUACGAAAGCCGAUAUAAAUUUUUCCAAGAGCUUCGCUCCUACGUUUCAAAUUUAGUGGAAUGUUUCAACGAAAAGAGACAAGUUGCGAAUAAAUCAUGGAUCGUCGACGUGAAGACGUCCGUGAUCAAAUCAUCGAGCUCUCGUCCAAACCGUCGCAAUUGGACGAGUCGAGUGAUGCUGAACGACGAAGACGAGCCGCUGAACGAGAAGGCAGGAGGACGAAGACGCCAUCAGCAAAGGUUACAAAGCCAAGCUCACUUAAAAGUCAAGUAUAACGAGGGAAUGUCUUCCGACGAUGAGUUAUCGACCUCAGACCAAGCUAAUCUGAGAACGAUUCGCCAAGAUGUCGAAAACCAGGCCCGCACGGUCUUGGCGGACGUGGUUGAAGAGUUCUCGACCGUGGGCGGGAUCAAGAAAAUGAUGGGAGAGUGGAAGCGAGAGAAUGGCGAGUCCUAUUCCGAUGCAUAUGUGUCGUUAUGUUUGCCCAAAAUGUUCUCCCCUUUGGUGCGACUGCAACUUUUAUUUUGGAACCCCUUUGCGAACAACGAAAUCGAGCAUAUGGAAUGGUACAAGAGUUUGGCCACCUUCGCCUACCAACACGAUGAGACCGAGGAAUCACUCACCAAGGAUCGAGACAGAAAACUGCUAUCUUUAUUGGGAAAGGUUGUUCUACCGAAACUCUCUAGCAUAAUCAAGUUUUCGUACGAUCCUUUAUCGAGUACCCACGCAAAGGUGUUGUGGCAUCCUGUCACGUUUAUCAAAGACUACCCUACUCUUACCGGUCAAUCCAAGCAAUUGCGCACCUGCCUCACCGAGAUCAGGGACAAACUCAAAGCUGCUGUUGAUCAUGAUGUCUAUAUUCCCAUCGGUUACAUGAAACAACAAGUUGCGAAUAGAAUCAUGGAUCGUCGACGUGAAGACGUCCGUGAUCAAAUCAUCGAGCUCUCGUCCAAACCGUCGCAAUUGGACGAGUCGAGUGAUGCUGAACGACGAAGACGAGCCGCUGAACGAGAAGGCAGGAGACGAAGACGCCAUCAGCAAAGGUUAACAAGCCAAGCUCACUUAAAAGUCAAGUAUAACGAGGGAAUGUCUUCCGACGAUGAGUUAUCGACCUCAGACCAAGCUAAUCUGAGAACGAUUCGCCAAGAUGUCGAAAACCAGGCCCGCACGGUCUUGGCGGACGUGGUUGAAGAGUUCUCGACCGUGGGCGGGAUCAAGAAAAUGAUGGAGGAGUGGAAGCGAGAGAAUGGCGAGUCCUAGAAAAUCCGUCUUCGCCUCAUGCUCAGUUUGUGAAUCGUCAGUUUUGGGGUUGUUUCAAAUUGUUGAAAAACGUUUUGAAGUGGCAAGAAAUGCUUGGUGAUAAAGUGCUUGCAGAUCUAGCCGUGAGUAGUCUGCUCAACAAAUACCUCCUCAUUGGCCUAGGCAUGAACCCUGAUCCUCUUGAUGCCUUGGUCAAAACCAGACAAAUUGUGUCUGCUUUACCCAGUUCUUGGCGAGAAAUCGGCGUUGCGAAAGAGGAUUUGGGUAGGUUUGCCCAAUUUCUAGCAACUCUUUCCGCCAAACCCGUGGGUCCUGACGGAGUGCGAUCGAUCGUGGAGAUGUUAAAACUAUUGAACUAUCAAACCGAAAGUGAUACUAUCAGAAGAACAAGAUUAGCAUGAUUGUAACGGAGGUCAAUAAUGAUAAGUUUCUAAACUUUUUCACGAGUAAA